Messenger RNA from Alosa sapidissima (American shad), 1955 nucleotides. Its product is annotated as TRAF3-interacting JNK-activating modulator-like. The record is from RefSeq and is a predicted model, not a curated record. The transcript has 15 exons. Lineage: Eukaryota; Metazoa; Chordata; Actinopteri; Clupeiformes; Clupeidae. Bases 311 to 1858 code for a protein of 515 amino acids.
GACUGCAGGACACUGGGGGCAGUGAUUAGUUGAUUAGGACUUUCCCAAUGGUGACCAGCCAACCCAGAACACACAUGAGACUCAAGAGUAACAACAGCAAGAGCCGACGGUUGAGGCAGCUGUUCCGGAGACCAGAGGGUGCGAGAGCGGGAACCGGGGCAGUCAGCUGAGAGCCAGCAGAGGCCUGAAGCAAGCCUUUUAUUCCGACUCUCACGGACCGUCCACUCUGGAAGAGCCUUGCGUUUGGAGCAGACUGAUGUUAAUUCAACACUACCUCGACAAUAUCAAGUGAGACGUCAAACAAAGCGAAAUGGAGACCGAUAACGUGCUAAAGCGGCAGUGGCUUCGAACGGAGAGCUAUGACCAGAAGCUGGAGCACCGGGCCGCGAAACACGAAUGCCUUCGUGAUCGCAACAAUGUCACGAGCUGCCGCAGCCCGGGCACUCCGCAAGAGUCCGAUUGGAAGAGAAACAUGAGGAGCAAAAGACAGAGGGAGUUCCAGAAGAGGAGGCAAAUUAGCAGCGACGCUGCACUCGUCUCUGGCGGGAAAGAAACGACUCAAAAAGAGAAAGUGACCCUGAGGGGGAACAGGCGGAAAGUGCCGUUAAUCCACAGACAGUCACUGGUGUCAUCACAGGAUUUGGGCAUCAUCUGGCCACACAUCAGUGCGUCUGCUGAGACAUCAUGGAUGUCACCAACAGGUACAGAGCAGGAACAUGACACAGGAAUGACGAGCGCUGUUCUUGACCUCACAUCCAGCACAGGCAGCUUUUUGGAAGGAGGGAUACCCCUGAGGAGUAGUGUGUGGACCAGUGAGGAAGCUCAAAACAACAAAAGGAGCAGACCUGUAGAUGUAAGCGACUUCAGCUGCCAGACAGAGUGUGGUUAUGUAACCAUAAAGGAGGAGGAUCUUUUUCAGCUAGGAGAGUAUUUAAAGGAGGCGCUGUGGAGAGAAGAGACCCUCAAGCAGAAGCUGGCUCUUCUUCAGCAGGAAACCUCCACCUUACUGGCGUACUGUGACAAAAUGUGGAGGGCGUGCUUUAAGGAAGACUUGAUGAAAUGUCAAAUUGGUGCUCUUGAGUCUCAGCUAGAGGUGUGCUUCCAGAGGUUUUCUAAGGACGAAGGCAAGAGGCUGUUGAUGCUGAUGGAGGAGCAGUUCCGUCUGGAGGAGGAACGGACGGUGGCCAGCCUACAGAGGAUCACAGAGGAGAAAACACAGGCCCUGGACAGGGUCAUCAGCCUAGAGAGGGCGGUGGAGAGGGCCCAGGAGGAGUCGAACCACUGGAGGCAGCUCCAUGAGGAGCAGGGGUUGGUGUGUGCCCAGCUGAGGGUCUCCUUACAGCAUUGCUCUGACCAGACACUCACACUGCAGAGCCAGAUGGAGAAAUCAGCCCUCCACGAAGCUCUCCUGCAGGAGCAGCUGCAGCAACUGCAGGAGCAGUGUGCCACCUUCCUGGAACAGGACCAACACAGUGUGCAUCAGAAGGAUACAAAAAGUUCAAUAGCCCCACCGUCAGGCCACCACAGCACGACGCAAGCAUGUCAUCAUAAAGGAAGACCGAAUGCCAUGGUGGUAACGGAGUUGUCCACGACAGAUCACAACUGCCAGCCAGUGGUCAAAGCACCACAACAGGGGACGACUCGACACACAAGGGGGAUGAGGCGCCACUUCCUUCGGACUGGCUUGUGUCUCUUCCUUCUGGUCCUGUUCCUGGUUGCCAUGACGCUCUUAUGGUUCCACCAUCCAACGAACAAAGAGGAGCUGGAGAAGCUCUACCUGAUCAUGGAGAACUAUGCAGAGAGAUGCAUACAGGAAGUGACCUCACUAGAGUAUCCAAAGUGCUUUAAACCCAUUUGAUGGGAGGCCCAACUGAAGAAAACAGUCUAAGCUAUGAAACUGAAAUUUUAUUUACUCAUGUUUGUACAGAUAGUUUCAGGUCAAAUAUUUUUUUAUA